CCAGGAAGUGACUAGGUAUUGCCGGUGGCUGAGUGUCGCGAAAGAGAGUUUGAUGAAGAUGAGCAAGGAUUUGUGUCACCAGCCUGGCACGGGAGCUGAACCAGUGAUGGAACCUACAGCGUCAGGUGUUUUUUGUAGCAGAAUUCGAAAUAUGGUGAACGCUGAAGACGUAAAUGCCAUUAUUCUGGCUCAGAGGCACAUGCUUGAUCGGUUUGAAAAAACCAAUGAAAUGCUACUCAAUUUCAACAGCUUGUCCAGCACAAGACUGCAGCAGAUGUCUGAUCGAUUUGUACAUCACACCAGAACAUUAGUGGAGAUGAAAAAGGACUUGGACAUCAUCUUCCGGAGAAUCAGGAUGUUAAAAGGCAAACUGGCAAAACAAUAUCCAGAGUCUUUCAGCUGUGUUCAUGAAUCGCCCAUCUCAGAAGAUGAUGAAGAUUUUGACCCAACUCCCAAAAGUGGAGCAACCACCAUUGCCACAUCAGAACAGAGCACCGAGUCCUGUGACACCAGCCCUUCUAUUAUUUCUCCAACCAUGAGCCAAGACUUCGAGGACUUGUCACAGGCCCCUUCUGACACUCCAUCCGCUAACGGUCAGCUCCUCACAGAUGAUGAAGUGGUCCAUGACGACUAAUGGUCUGAAGUGGGAAAGGAAGUUGAGGGACACAGUUGGGGUUGGAGGCGUUUCUUAACCCCCAGUACAAUUAAGUAGCCCACUAUUUGACAAUGGGUUUGAUUUCGGACGAGAUGGACAUGCUGUGCUCUGAAGUAAUGCAGAGAUAUACAUGGUUCAUUAUGAAGGCACAAGGUGGAGAGAUGCCCUGUCUAAAGCUGAGCACACUUUAUCCUGUGCCCUCAGCUGGUGUGGUUUGCAUGAAAUGUCCUGUGCUUACUAACCAUUUUCCAGUGGUCUGUUUACAUAUGUUUUAAAUUAUAAAUACCUCCCCUCGCUUUUUACUAUUUUAUUUACACUUUUCUUCUUAUGUAUCCCUUCAGUUUUGUCUUUUUUUUUACCAUCUAAAUCUUUGCUGAAUUGCAAUGUCCUCGUUCCUUGUAUUUAUUGAACUUCCUUGAGGGUCAUAGCACCUUAAGGUUUUCAGGAUAGCACUUACAAUAUAGCUCACUUAUCCACAACCUUCAUAGUUACUAUUCUUGCUAAGAGAGACACCGUAAAACUUGGUACCCAUAACUCUUCAUCUAUAGAAAACCAGAUCAUGUGUUUGUCAUGUAGCAUUUGGGCCACAUUUGGCAACCACUGAGUGUAUUUAUGUAACACCGUUAUAUUCUAAAGAAGGAAAUUCUACUUAUUUAUUUGACAGAAACAUACAAGGUUUUGUUAAAAGAAAUGAAAUGUGACCUUUUAAGUAAAAAAAAAAAUGUAGGAAAACUAUUUUUUUGUUUGCAAUGUGUAUGCUACAGAAAACCCAAGCACAUUUGUAAGUUGUGAAGGAAAAUAUGUUUUCUCUUUUACAAGCAGCAAUUCCUUAAAUCCAAAUACUGUAAUUAUGCCAUGGAAAGAAAAAUAACCAUUUCUAAUAAAAUAACGUGCAGACUG
Messenger RNA from Spea bombifrons (plains spadefoot toad), 1555 nucleotides. RefSeq names its product KxDL motif containing 1 (gene KXD1). The transcript has 5 exons. The record is from RefSeq and is a predicted model, not a curated record. Gene Ontology annotation, cellular component: BORC complex. Gene Ontology annotation, biological process: lysosome localization. The coding region runs from base 53 to 634 and encodes 193 amino acids. NCBI's taxonomy places the organism in Eukaryota, Metazoa, Chordata, Amphibia, Anura, Pelobatidae.